Hyalella azteca is the source of this 2139-nucleotide messenger RNA. Its product is annotated as putative neural-cadherin 2. Gene Ontology annotation, molecular function: calcium ion binding. NCBI's taxonomy places the organism in Eukaryota, Metazoa, Arthropoda, Malacostraca, Amphipoda, Hyalellidae. Bases 1 to 2139 code for a protein of 712 amino acids. The transcript has 9 exons. The record is from RefSeq and is a predicted model, not a curated record.
AUGGCAAUCUUUGAUGAGAGACAAUCAUGUCAACCUUCGCACCACACGCUGUUCAGGUGUCCAGUGCAGGACGGCGCCGAAGAGGAGCGCGGGCAGCUGGCUAGCCUGACUUCGGCGCACGCGGUCACCGCCGGGCGACAGCCGACAUGCAGCCGGGGCGCCUGCCGCAACGGCGGCAAGUGCCUGCCUCACGCCGCGUCUGGGCCCAGGUGCGCGUGUCCGGGCCACACAGUGGGCCCACACUGCAAUCUUCUCACCCGACAUUUCAGGCCAUCCAGUCCCGCUUCUCGAUCCGAAUAUUCGUCUGUACCCUCAUUCAUGGCUUUGCCCUCCCUCCCCACUUGUUCACAACUGCACAUCACCAUCUUCGUGCUGACUCAGCACAAAACUGGCAACAUUCUCGGCUCUAAGUCACGAGUCGAUCAAAAUUCUCGAUACUUUAACCUGCUCCUCGAUGAUGGAAGACCCAAGCUUACCAUCAGAAGUAGCGGACCAAAACCUCCGAAAAGUUUGACUCUGCAGAAAAAUAUCUCUGACAAUGUUUGGCAUCGACUCGACGUUUUUUGGAUUAAUGAGACGGUGACCGUGAUGCUGGAUCACUGCCUGGACACAGGUUCAGAUCCCUUCGCCUCGACCAGCCAAACAACAUCCAGCCUUCCUCUCGACUCCACCCAAUGCCGGGGCUCUCUUCCCCUUACCUACAACGAAGGCCCUAUUGGUUGGGGAGCCCCUCUCCAGCUUGGGGGACGUUAUGAGGACCCCAAAUCUUCACACGAGAGAAAAUCUCUUAACACUGAGAAUGAUUUUCACGGCUGCUUGUCGCACGUGCGCGUCAACAAAGAAUUCCAGGACCUCGGGUCGCCAGGCGCCAUGACCGCGAGCGUGGCUGGCUGUGGCGCCCUCUCCUGCUUCCGGCCCUCGAACGCGUGUCCUCGGCACGCUCGAUGUCAGGGGUCGCCGGGCGCGGAGCAGUGCGAGUGCGCCCCGGGGCGGGCGGGUGCCGGCUGUCUGGCCGAGUCUCCGGCGCUGUUCUUCCUCAGCAAAAGUCAUGUCAACGUCGCUCUCUCCUUCACCCCGCCCGAGUAUUGGGCGCAAAUUGAGCUUAGGUUCCGUACGCGGACGAGCGACGGUACACUUGUGCUUCUGCGGUCACGUCACCGCACCGACUGGCUGAGUGUGGAGCUCCAGGCCGGCAGUGUUUGUCUUGUCGUUGGCUUGGACGGUCGCGUGUACACUUCGCUCUGCGUUGCUAAAACAUUCGACGACGGAGAAUGGCAUCAUGUCAUCGCGCUCAGGCACGCAGAGUUGCUGGAGGUUGCCAUAGAUGAGGCGGAGCAAGACUCGUACGCCAGCGCUCUGCUGCCAGAGCUGCAGAGUUUACCUUUCAGCGUCAGCAGACACGACGGCGCGUGGCUGGGAGGUCUGACUGAGAGUGCGGGUGUGAGGCCAACAUCUGCGGAUGAUGUCUUCAGAUCUGUGGAUGUGGCCCCGAGAUCUGUGGAUGUGGCCUUCAGAUCUGCGGAGGACGCCUCAAGUUCUAAAGAGACUCUAGAACUUACGCAGAGUUAUCCAGAUGCUGCUAAAAAUUCACGUAUAUCUUCAGCAAAUUUAGUUAAUAGCAAAACUGAAGCGUCUACUCAGAUGCAGCGCGAGGCUCGUCACACCAACUCCCGGCCGCUUGUCUCCGGGAGAUCGGGCAAUCCUCGGCUCCCUGGCUUCGAAUAUUUCAUAUUUUCCUGCGAGAAACGAUCUCAGUCUCACCGCAAGAAGAGGAAUAUAGUCGAGCUGGAUGGCGGCAGCUUGUGGAAGGAUUUUAAUAAUGGUGUAAUGAGUGGAAAUGUUUGUGUUCAGUGCGCCGCUGGCGAGGAACUCUCGCGUGACGGCACCGCGUGUUUAGACGUCGACGAAUGCCGCUACGACCCUUGCCUCAAUCUGGGCGUGUGUGUAAACACUCAUCCUGGGUACCGCUGCGUCUGCGGACCGGCGCACCGCGGAGAGCACUGCGAGUGGGGCGCCGCCGGGGCGCUGGAGGCUCCGUACUCGCUUAGCAUUCUGGUGGCUUCAGCUGCCGCCUCAGCAGCUGCACUGUUGCUCAGUAAUGUUGCUCGGUUCCGCUAUUUUUAUUUCCACACUUACUGA